AUGAAUCAGCAAAUACGCAGAAUUCAACAAUUGAGCAACAAGGAGUUAGAAUUAGGUAUAUUAAAUGAAGAGGAUUCAUGGCAUUACGAGUAUAAAGAUCAAGCUUAUAUAUAUAUUGGUGGCUUAGAUACAAGGUUGACGGAGGCUGAUGUGUUGACCAUAUUUUCACAAUAUGGUAAUCCGACAGAUUUAAAACUUGUUCAUGAUAAAACGACCGGUCAAUCAAAGGGCUUUGGCUAUUUAAAAUAUGAAGACCAAAGAUCAACUAUAUUAGCUGUUGAUAACUUAAAUGGGGCUAAGGUAUUGAACAACUUUCUUAAAGUUGAUCAUGUGUUCUACAAGCCCAGUGAUUUGGAAGAGGACCAUAUGUAUCAGCAAAUGAUGCAAAAUGAAUUGCAAAGAGAUCUUCAACUUGGCGACAUCGAUAAUGAAAGUAUACAUCAGCAAAAAUUACUUCAACAAAAUACCAAUCAAUCAACUGACAAAGACGAAAAAUCUGAUAUACAAAUAUGCAAUGUCGAAGAAAAAAGUGAAGAAGAAGACGAAUUUGCCGAUCCAAUGGCAAAUUUUCUUAAAAAAUAA
Saccharomycodes ludwigii is the source of this 582-nucleotide messenger RNA. RefSeq names its product U2 snRNP complex subunit IST3 (gene IST3). Lineage: Eukaryota; Fungi; Ascomycota; Saccharomycetes; Saccharomycodales; Saccharomycodaceae. Gene Ontology annotation, biological process: mRNA splicing, via spliceosome. Bases 1 to 582 code for a protein of 193 amino acids. The record is from RefSeq and is a predicted model, not a curated record. Gene Ontology annotation, molecular function: RNA binding. The transcript has a single exon. Gene Ontology annotation, cellular component: U2 snRNP; precatalytic spliceosome; catalytic step 2 spliceosome.